CGCACCUCCUCCCGCUGACCGCAUGCGCAAAAGACGCGACGAGCAGCCCGUUUGUGGUGCUCUAUGCUAUUGACCACUUCCGAAUAGAACUGCAAGUGUUUCCGGGUUAGCAUCUUUCUGACUAAUUCUGGGUGAUCCGAGGCGUCUCCUGUGGCCCCGGAAGCGGCUGUUUCGGCCCUUGACGACCUACCCGGCACGAACUGGGACUCGGCUCCGAACGAAAGGAGUGAGUGCGGCGCCCACUAGGCCCGCACACGUGUAGCUCAUCAUGGAACAGAGAAGAUAGUAGGAGAAGGUGGAAGGAUUCCCAAACAGGAUGGCCUUCUUGGAUAACCCAACCAUUAUCCUGGCUCACAUCCGACAGUCGCAUGUGACCAGCGAUGACACGGGGAUGUGUGAAAUGGUCCUGAUUGACCACGAUGUCGACUUGGAGAAGUUCCAGCCCUCUUCGGCCAACGGGGACAGUGGCUCAGAAACGCAGGGCAGCAAUGGCGAGUCUCAGGGUUACAUAUACUCCCAAUCAGUCGACAUUACCUCAAGCUGGGACUUUGGCAUCAGAAGGCGGUCAAACACAGCUCAGAGACUAGAACGGCUACGGAAAGAGAGACAGAAUCAGAUAAAAUGCAAGAACGUGCAGUGGAAAGAGAAAAACACAUCCUAUUCAGUGGAGGAGCUGAGCUUGCUUUUUGAGAAGAAGAACUUUAGAUUAAAGCCUCCACAUGCUGUGAAGCAGUCGAUCCUUUCAGUCCGGCUGGAGCAGUGCCCCCUGCAACUGAAUAACCCGUUCAAUGAAUAUUCAAAAUUUGAUGGCAAGGGCCAUGUUGGAACAACCGCCACCAAAAAAAUUGACGUCUACCUCCCGCUGCACGCCAACCAGGACAAGCUGCAGCCCAUGACUGUGGUGACGAUUGCCAACGCCAAGGUGCAUGACUUGAUCGGGCUUAUCUGCUGGCAGUACACGAGCGAAGGACGGGAACCCAAACUGAAUGACAAUGUCAAUGCAUACUGUCUCCACAUUGCUGAGGAUGAUGGUGAAGUGGACACAGAUUUUCCACCCUUGGAUUGCAAUGAACCUAUUCACAAGUUUGGCUUCAGCACACUGGCAUUGGUCGAGAAAUACUCAUCACCUGGCUUGGCUGCCAAACAGUCGCUCUUUGUCCGAAUAAAUGCUGCGCAUGGAUUCUCUCUUAUCCAGGUGGACAGCAUGAAGGUCACCAUGAAGGACAUCUUACAAAAGGCCUUGAAGCGGAGGAAGGGAUCCCAGCGAGGCUCAGGGCCUCAGUACCGGCUGGAGAAGCAGAAUGAGCCAAAUGUCCCUGUUGACUUGGACUGCACCUUGGAAAGCCAGAGCACUUUGGAAUUCUGCCUCGUCCGUGAGAAUAGUUCGAGAGGAGAGGAGAUCUCAGAAGAGGAUCCGCAGAUUGAUAUCGCUACUGUUCAAGACAUGCUAAGCAGCCACCAUUACAAGUCUUUCAAAGUCAGCAUGAUCCAUAGGCUGCGGUUCACCACAGAUGUUCAGUUAGGUAUCUCAGGAGACAAAGUGGAGGUGGAUCCUGUGACAAACCAGAAAACCAGUACCAAAUUCUGGAUUAAGCAGAAGCCAAUUUCCAUCGACUCAGAGCUUCUUUGUACCUGUGACCUGGCAGAAGAAAAGAGCCCAAGCCAUGCAAUAUUUAAAAUCACAUAUCUAAGCAAUCAUGACUACAAACAUCUCUACUUUGAGUCUGAUGCUGCUACUGUCAAUGAGAUUGUGUUGAAGGUGAACUACAUCCUGGAGUCCCGUGCCAGCACCGCUCGAGCAGACUACUUGGCUCAGAAGCAAAGGAAGCUAAGUAGAAGGACCAGCUUUAGCUUCCAGAAAGAGAAGAAGUCAGGACAGUAGCGAGGUCUAGGCUGGGCUAGAACAAAACUGGAGAAACAAAACAAGAAAAAAAGCAAAGCAAGGAAUCUUCCUGCUCUGUUCAAAGCAGGCAGUGCCCUGAACAGCCUGGGAGAGCGGAAGCGCAGACUCAUGAGCUCUGGCAGCAGCCAGCUGGGGCAGGAAUUGUGCUUUUACAGGUUGGCAGGACAAGCCUGCUUUUAGGCGACAGGCGUCACUCAUCGAUGGAAACUAAGAGCCAUAUCAACCCAAGAACAGAUAGCCAGGCUUUCAAAGCCUCUGGCUGGGGCGAUGAAGAGGCCCCUGUAGGCUUGGUGUGUUGUCUUCUUUUCUUUUCUUUUUUCAUAGAACUUUCUACUGUACAAUCGCAAGGAAAGCCGUCGUGGGUCGGCAGAGUGAUCCGCAAACACACACACGCAGCCUCCAUCCGUAAUGCCCUGACACACAAAACACCCCAUGACGUAUCGCUUGUGACAUGAUCAAAUUUCUUAAAAACGAAACAAACUUGUAGGACAAAUGUAUCCAUUUUUACUACUAAUAAACAAAUGUACUCUUUCUGAA
This is a messenger RNA of Heteronotia binoei (common prickly gecko), 2440 nucleotides long. RefSeq names its product MAPK associated protein 1 (gene MAPKAP1). The record is from RefSeq and is a predicted model, not a curated record. Gene Ontology annotation, biological process: TORC2 signaling. Gene Ontology annotation, cellular component: cytoplasm; plasma membrane; TORC2 complex. The coding region runs from base 317 to 1882 and encodes 521 amino acids. Gene Ontology annotation, molecular function: phosphatidylinositol-4,5-bisphosphate binding. Lineage: Eukaryota; Metazoa; Chordata; Lepidosauria; Squamata; Gekkonidae. The transcript is spliced from 12 exons.